This is a messenger RNA of Caenorhabditis remanei, 1503 nucleotides long. RefSeq lists its product as uncharacterized. NCBI's taxonomy places the organism in Eukaryota, Metazoa, Nematoda, Chromadorea, Rhabditida, Rhabditidae. The transcript is spliced from 10 exons. Gene Ontology annotation, molecular function: ATP binding; MAP kinase kinase kinase activity; magnesium ion binding. Gene Ontology annotation, biological process: JNK cascade; positive regulation of canonical NF-kappaB signal transduction; protein phosphorylation. The record is from RefSeq and is a predicted model, not a curated record. The coding region runs from base 1 to 1503 and encodes 500 amino acids.
AUGGACACUUCGUCGCACAGUAAACCGUCGAGUAGCUCAGCGAGCCCUUCGAGUCAUUCACCGAGUCCCGCUUCUGUUGCAGCGCCACGGAAAACACGAGAUUCUGGCUUGUGCAUGACACAAGAUAUUCCAGAAAUUCCAGCACAUUGUAUCGAUAAUUUGAAUAGUCAUCAACUGGGAAAGGGUACUUAUGGAGUUGUUGAGAAGACAAGAUACAGGAGAUCGAGAAAUCAUGAGUAUAAACCCGCCGCAAUUAAAUACUCGUCUCCGAUUCAUCUCAAUACCCUUAUCCGAGAAGCGAAAGUGAUGUGGGCUUUUCGAGAUCAUACAAAUAUCAUAAAAAUCUACGGACUCUACAGAUGCCCACGUCACGGUCAAGGAGUCGUUAUGGAGUAUAUGGAUUGUGGAAGCAUGGCUGAAUUAAUCUACGAUCGAAAAUCCAUCGACUACACAAUCGACCAUGCAGCUUCGUGGUUGUUUCAACUGGCGUCUGCAGUGCAUACAUUCCAUUCGAAUGAUCAAGUUCAUCGAGACUUGAAACUUCAAAACAUGCUUCUCUGUGAUCGAUAUCGAACAAUGAAAUUGUGUGAUUUCGGAACUUUCACAACAAUGCAUCAAUCGAUGACUUCGAAUCGUGGAACUCCGAUAACAAUGGCUCCAGAAGUGUUUCGAUGCGAGGAUUAUAACACAAAGUCCGAUAUCUACAGUAUUGGAAUCAUAAUGUGGCAAAUUAUCGCCCGAAAUCAUCCUUACAACAGAAAUUUAUCAGUUCCUGGAUUAUUGUACAACGUGGCGACGGCUAGUUUGAGACCGCCCGAUCUGGAAUGUAAUCCUAUUUUAUCUGGAUUUUAUAAGAGAUGUUGGCACGAUGACCCGGAUACAAGACCGACGUCAGCAGAGUGUCUCGAGUAUUUUGGCUUGUUGAAAACUGAAUUCCCGAACGGUAACAUUCCCCUAGCCGAUACUCACACCAAUGGUCCUGCCGCAACACCUCCACCUCGUGCAUUCCGCCCAUCUGGCCUCGGAUCCGCAUCUGGAAGUGGAUUGGGAUUGGGAACGAAUGGACGGACACCAACCGCCUCGAAUCAUUUAAAUGCACCACAACCAGUGAAUACUCAUCGAAGGAAUCGAAGCGAGACGAUUAUGAUGAAACCGGAACUUCCGUAUCCAGUGGUUCCGGGUGAAUCUGCUUCAACGGGCGGCGCGUUUCGAGGUCCAAGAUCUCAAAGUGAGGCGAAGAAUUUGCGAGAUGCGACAAGAGCAAGAAGUGGGCAAAGACCACAUCGAGACGCUCCUCCGCCUCCAUUCGACAAUCGACGAGAUAGCAAUGAGGAGGAUAGAAACACGGCUUUCUUGGAAGCAUGCAGAAAUGAGGAGACGAGACCAGUUGAGCCGGAUACGAGAGAUGAAACAUCUCUAGGAAUAUAUCAUCAACAUUGUCAAUGUAAUCACGAGUAUGGAGAUGUGAUUGUAUUGAAACGAGAGGUUAUGAGAGCAAAGUGA